This is a messenger RNA of Scomber scombrus (Atlantic mackerel), 5148 nucleotides long. It is a transcript of the gene tmem62, whose product is annotated as transmembrane protein 62. The record is from RefSeq and is a predicted model, not a curated record. The transcript is spliced from 14 exons. NCBI's taxonomy places the organism in Eukaryota, Metazoa, Chordata, Actinopteri, Scombriformes, Scombridae. The coding region runs from base 143 to 2137 and encodes 664 amino acids. Gene Ontology annotation, molecular function: hydrolase activity.
UCCCCGUCCAACCGGUCAGUGUGUUACAAGCUGGUAGGCAGCUAGCAGCUAGCUGAGCUACCUCCUCCUCCUCCGCCUGUGAAGGCAGCACAACGGACCCGUGAAUGAAUCCCCGCACCUCAAUGCAUCUCCUGUGGGCGCGAUGGCAGCGGCAGAAACGACGGCGGCAGCUAGCCUCCUCUCUCGCCACUACAGGAGGAUGCUGAAGCUGUUCGGGGCUCUGGUUAUCCUCGGACUGGCCCUGGCGUGCAUCACCUCCUGGGUGCUGGAGAGCUAUGACACGGCUUGGCACCCUAAACGCAGCGUCCAGCACCAGGCUGCCGGUGAUGGAGAUGAAUCCAAGGGGAGCUCUCCACCAUUUCCCGGCGGCGAGUUGAACAAUAUAUUCUGGUUUAUACAGGUGUCUGACAUUCAUAUUAGCCGAUUUCAUGAUCCAAGACGCAUCCCAGAUUUUGAGAAGUUCUGCACCGACACCAUUGAAGUGAUGAAACCAGCUCUGGUGCUCGCAACAGGGGAUCUGACGGAUGCAAAAACAGAGAGUAAGGUGGGUUCCCUGCAGCAUGAGGUGGAGUGGCAGGCCUAUCACAACAUCCUGAAGAGAUCACGAGUCAUGGAGCGCACCAGGUGGAUCGACAUCCGUGGAAAUCAUGAUGCCUUCAACAUAAUGUCAUUGGACAGCACCAACAACUAUUACCGGAAAUACUCGGCUAAUCAGAAAGUAGGCUCCUUCCACUAUGUACACAAAACUCCCUUCGGCAACUACUCCUUCGUUUGUGCAGACGCCACCCUGAUGCCGGGACCCAAGAGGCCGUACAAUUUCUUUGGUAUUCUCAACCAGACUCAAAUGGACUUGCUGGACACGUUCAGAACUGAGAGUCUGAAAAGCAACCAGUCGAUCUGGUUUGGCCACUACACCACCUCCACCGUCGUUUCCCCAUACCCAGGAGUUCGGGAUAUGAUGAGGUCUGCAGUUGCUUAUUUGUGUGGUCACCUGCACACACUGGGCGGCCUGAUGCCGAUCCUCCACAGUCGACAUCCACAAGGCACCCUGGAGCUGGAGCUGGGCGACUGGAUGGACAACCGCAAGUACAGAGUUCUGGCUUUUGACCAUGACCUGCUGAGUUUCUCUGACCUGAAGUUUGAGCAGUGGCCUGCAGUUCUCAUCACCAACCCCAAGGAUGCCCAGUACCUGCAUCCCGGAGUGGAGCCUCUGGGCCGGAUACGGAGAUCCACACACAUCAGGAUCUUGGCCUUCUCAGAGGCCCAAAUCACAGCGGUACAUGUGAGUGUAGAUGGGGAACCUUUGGGACAAGGCCUCUCUGCUGGAGGCCCUCUUUAUGUACUGCUGUGGGAUCCGUCUCUCUACCUCAGCGGGCUACACACAAUCAGAGUUAAAGUGGAGGACUCGGCAGGCCGGUCGUCAGUGCGGGAGCAGCACUUUACUCUGGAGAAAGACCUGACUCCCAGCUUUGGUUUUGCACAGUCCUUCAUCCUUCUCACCGACCACUACAUCCUGGGCAGAGUGGCCUUUAUAUGUACAAUGCUGCUGAAUGUCGGUGUGCUGUUGGCCUUCAGGUUCCUGCGUGUUCCUUCAGGGAGAGGAUUGACCUUUCAUGCGUGUCUGUCGCUCCACAUGGUCAGUAAAAUGGACACCUUCUACUACUCUCUGCUGCUGUUCAACCUGUGUACAGCCUUAGGCCCGUGGUUUAUAGGAGAGAUGAUAGAUGGCCAUAGUGGUGCCUGCUUCGCCUUUGGGGUGUUUAUUGAUGGACACUUCCUGGAGGGCAGUCUCACUUAUGUUGUUGGAGUCGUACAACUGCUGUUCUUCAACAUGCCCCUCUACUGUUACCUCUGCUGGAGCCUCCACCACCGUUGCCGCGGCAACACCUUCCGAUCCCACUUCUUGCGGCCGGGCUGCCGCUGGCGGACUCUAGCAGUUCACUUCUUCAUGCUGCUGCUGCUCACCUGGCAGGCCCACUCCUGCUACUUUCUCCUGGAGACCUACGGCCCCACGGCCUUUUUCCUGUCUCCGGUCCGCACGUGGGCAUUGGGGCUCAGUCUGCUAUUGGUCUACCGUGCCUGGACAGGCCCCGCCCCUCUUGUUCAUGACAACAGCAAGAGCGUCUCUCCCUCUUGACAGUAAUUGCACUGUACCACAACAAUUUCCUUGAGCCUGACUCACAGAUAUAUUUUGUGGUCUCUAUCCACCCUGAAAGCCUCAAUUUUCUCCACACAGCAGCCCCCUCCUUAAUUUUUCUUCUCCCUCCAAAGCCACCUCACAGUACAUCAUUCACUAUCCUGUUCUAGGUAGUAUUGUUUACUUAAUAUGCAUGUUAUUGUAAAACACCGGUGAGCACAUUUCUGGCCAUACUCAUUGCAAUGUGUACAGUGUAAAAAAUAUAUAUAUACAUGGAGGGUGAAAUAGCCUAUUGGAGCUAUGUAAAGACUAGUCCAACGUAUGCUGCAGUUGACAGUAUAUAAGAGCUGUAUUCUGCUGUGGUUUAAGCUGACUUGUUUACUUGAGCUUUAGCACUUUUUGGAAGUGUUGCCUUGGCCUAAUGCCACUUCACCACUGCCAAAGGAUGAAUAAGAAAGAUUUCACCUUUCAUUCUUCCAUCAGACAACAAUUUUCAUUCACUAAUGAAGGCUGGACGUGCCAAACCCAAUCUUCCUCGUGUUUACCGUCUGACACAAAAAUCAUGUGUCCUGCAGAAAGGUGCGCGCUUCAUUUUUGUAUACUGUAAAGCUUUUCCUAACUUCCCACGUCGGACAGAGCGCAGCAGUUACUCUGAUGGAGUUGACAUAGGCGAGGCAACCUAGACGAUCAUACUUUUCAAGUUUUUGUUCUACACAAUAACAGGAAAUCAAAGGAAGGAAAUUACAAAACAAUGAAGUACUGUAGUUGACCUGUGUCCAAGUAGUUAAAAAUAUUGAAAGUGUUUUUAAAUCGAUUUAAUUCCAUUGCAAAAGACUGCCACUAAAACAUUUCUCAAUAUUCGCAUUGGAAGAGUCAUAUCAAAAAGUUCAAUGCCAGUUUUCGCUAAAAACACAGAGAAGCCGGCCCUGACUUUUUCAUGCUCCUUCAAACGUGAUUACAGAAAGCAGAUGUUUGUUUCUCAGGAAUGUGAGCACUUGAACAAUAGGCUGGUCCCAGAAGUAUUUCAGGACAAUGUUUUUAUACUCCAUCAUAGCUCAGUGAACUAAAAAACCAUGUAAAACAAUCAACGUGUGGUGGCUAAAAAAACAAAAAACAAAAUGAAUGUGAUAUAGCUGUGGUGAAAUGAGAUGAACCAGUACUAUGCUGUUUUUUUAAAAUGUAUUCAUUCUGAUUGUAUUGUGUGAUUAAUUUCUUUUUCUUCCCUCUCAUGUUAUAUAUCUGCACUGGAAAUGGGCAUUCUUCACCCGAGGGGGGGCCAGUCCUACCUCGAGGUGAGUGUGAUUAGGAAGAUAUAAGAGAAUUCCCUGCGUUGGAAAUUCAUUUUGACAAUUUCAAAAAAAAAAGAAGAAAGUUUUGUCUAUAUUGUUCAAAAAUAUGUUUGUUCUUUUUGUGCCAGUGUGAGAGCAGUAAACUGUAUGUUGCACAUCAGUCCUUUCUGUCAGUAGUAGCAGGUGUCUGGAUUCCACAAAACCAAACUGAUGGGGGGGAAAAGUACGUAAAUAGGGGUAAAAAACACUUUUAUUAAGUCUUUAAUGGGAGCAAUGUUCCAAAAGAGUUAGCACCAAGUAUGUAUUUAUUUUUAAACCAUACCCAGCAUGAGUGCAGAAUAAUUGCUUAGUGCUGUGAUAAGACAAGCAGUUUAAUAUUAGAACAGCUGUUAGACAAUGAGAAAAUGUAAUUAUGUGUUCUCUUGCUGGCAAUGGUUUAAUAUCUUUUCCUUUCUGCUCGGAAGAGUCUUUUACAUUUGUACAAGAGCACUACCAAGUGUAUAAUUCCAGCAUAAAGGUUGAUAUUUAAGAGUUUAUAUUUCUGGAAAGCAAAAAAAAACAGUUCUCUAAUGAUGCUCUGUACCUCUGAUGCUAUAAAAAUCUGUCCACAAGGAGGCAGUGUUGAAUGAAUUUAGAUGGUAAUGGGAAAUGACUGUUGGAUCUGUGCUAUGAGCCUUUUAUUUCACUUCCACUUUUAAAUUAAAGCAUGGGCCUGUUAUGGGUUAUUUUUAUUCCUUUUCUUUUUUUUUCAGAAAAGCACUAAAAGAAUGUUUUGAUGAGACAGGUUUGCUAUAAAUCUGGUUGUGAUUGUUCUGUACUGUACACUGAUUUGACUGUUCACAAGAAAAAAACGAGACAUCGACUCCACCGCUACGUCUCUGAGAGAAAACAUACUGUAGGUGAUGUACCUGCUGUUCACAUAUUCUGCAUCCCCCUCCUGUGUUCAAAUAUUUCAAUAUAAAUAUGAAUUAACAAAUGAUGAUUUUACACCUGCCACAUAUUUUUCUCGUUACAACUGAGAUACGAGCCAACCACUUUUUUUUCUAAUUAUUGGUUUACAGUGCUGUGGAAUAAAAUGUUCAUUACAGUAAAUCAUAUACUUUGUGUUUGUGUACACAUUAUCAUCAUUGUCACAUAAUGUUACGCAGCAGUUGAGAAUAUGGAAUUCCAACAGGUGAGUCAAAAAGAAAACUGAUUACAUCAUUAAAUAAUUAAAAUGAGGUGUGAAAUGACAAAUAAAACUGUGUACUCUAACCUCCAAUCAGUGUAAAAAAAAAAAAAAGAAAAGAAGAGAAAGCCUUAUUUCUCUUUCAUCACUGAUUGUUUGAUAGAGUAUAAAGGUACGUCUUAGUUUUUUUUCUUUAUUAAAACAAUAUUUUCUUGUUCUUUUUGCUAGUUUUUUUUUUCAACACUAGUUCUCACACUUUAUGGCACAAAUUUACAAUUUGCUGAAAAGGCUAGUACUAUGCUGACGGUGUUUUCAGGUACGCCUGCAGUGUGGAACUUGCAUAUAAAUAAAUGAGUGUAUGAUACAUUCAAGCCCUCGCCAGAUGAUUUCAAACAAUGCUGAUAAAAUCUAUUUAGAAGAUAAAUCUGUCUGUAUUUCACAGUACACUGAGUUUUUAACACUACUGCUGUUCUCAGUUCAAUUUUCACCCAGGAGGUCAACAGGCGUUAACUAAAAAAUAAGGUAUACUUUCAUUUUAAUGAGGUCUGGAAUGA